Messenger RNA from Acanthopagrus latus (yellowfin seabream), 2258 nucleotides. It is a transcript of the gene cfap94, whose product is annotated as cilia and flagella associated protein 94. NCBI's taxonomy places the organism in Eukaryota, Metazoa, Chordata, Actinopteri, Spariformes, Sparidae. Bases 57 to 2201 code for a protein of 714 amino acids. Gene Ontology annotation, molecular function: microtubule binding; beta-tubulin binding. The transcript is spliced from 17 exons. The record is from RefSeq and is a predicted model, not a curated record. Gene Ontology annotation, cellular component: axoneme.
CGCCUGCGUGAAAGUUUCCAUGGUAACCUAACGCUAUAGCGUUUUUCCGUUUUAUCAUGCCACCCAAGAAAAGAAAGUCAUCCAAAAAGCAACCGAAGCUGAGCAAGGCCCAGAAGGCCAAGCUGCAGCAAGAGGAGGAGGAGAGGAGGCUGCGAGAGGAAGAGGAAGCACGACUGCAAGCAGAAAAAGAAGAGCGGGAAAAACUGGAGAGAGAGGCGAAGGAAAAGCAGCUGGAGGAGCUUGAGUUAAAGGACCAAGAGCGCAGAGAAGAUGAGCUGAACGAACUCCGCCACCUGCUGGAGAAAAACCAUACUGCAGUGAUCAAAUGGAAGACUGACGCCGGAGAGAGAGAGAAGUGGGAGAAAUACAUGCGUUGUGAUGGUACUCCAGACCCAGCGGUGCAGCAGGAUAUAAACACGUAUAUGAGCUUAUGGCGAGAUGACCCAGAGGUCGACAUCACCAUCGUGCUCAAGCAAUGUAACCUCGCUCUACAGCUGAUCGAGGAGCUGGAGGUUUUGCUAAGAGACGCUACACAUCCACAAGAGAGCCACAAGUACCAGGAGGCUCUUAUAAAUCUGCAGGAGCUAAUCCACUCGAAACAUCUGCUCACCACUGAGGAGCUCCUCAAGAGGGCCAGUGCCAACAUCGACACAGAGACGGGCAACAUGCAGACCGUGGUCAAAGACGAUAACCUCACUCUGUGUCUCUGGGCCAACUUCAAGAAGAACCCAAGGUUUAAAGGGUUAAUCUUUGAAGAGGCCGGUCUGGGCUUUGAGCUUCCCAAACAGCUGGCCGUGAGUGAUAUUGCUGUACGGAUCCUCCACACACGUUACGACCACUUGUCCCUGCUGGCCAGGAUGGCUCAUAUGAGAAUACAUACCCCCAGCCACAGGUCUCUAAAGGGCACUGAGGAGGUUCCAGCAGACGCAGAUAUGCCCGAGCAGGAGGAGACUAAAGGAGAGGAGGAGGUGAAAGAGGACGACGAGACUCAGCAGCAGAGAGUGGACGAGGAGGUGCAGUCAAUCCAAGGGUCUGAAGGGCGGAAGAGCGCAGCCAGUCUACGGUCGGAUGGACGAGAGAGCCAAGUACAGACCCAGAUGGAGGCACUCGGUGCUGAGGGUGACUUAACUUCCCCUACAGUGCAGCUGACGGCAAGGUACGACAGUCUCCAGGUGGUGGAUUUAAUGCAGUACACACCUCUGGGUGGGGUCCUCUACUAUGAUGUGUUCCACCUCCCACCACAGGCCCACCAUGUCCAUGGAUGGGAAAUUAGACAGCUGUUGGACGGAGGGCUGCAGGUGUUCCCCUACCCGACGGAGAGGUCUCACUUAGACGACAGUGAAGGGCCCAGCUGCCCUCCAGUUGGUGUAACUGUGACGCUGCCCGACUCGGCCGUCUUCUUGGAGGCUCCCCAAGUGGCUCGCUGGGAUGCUGCAGGGAAGCAGUGGAGGAUGGAUGGCAUCAGUGACGUCUCUUAUGAUGAGGCGGAGGCCAAGAUCUCCUUCAUGAUGGACUCUUUCCAGCCCAUUGCGCUGAUGCAGGAAACAUACGCAAACUUCCCCUUCCAGAGCUGGGAGCUCAGACCACUGGGCCAAGACUCAGCUCUUUUCACCGUCAACGGGGCACUCAUCAAGCUCAGUGUCACGAUCCAGGGUAAUCGGUGUAUGUUGCAGUCAGAGCAAGAGAGAGGCCUCUCUCACCUCACAGGGAAAUGGAUGAGCCGCUCCGCCCUGCAGAGAGCCACGCUCAACGCUGGGAUCAACAUCUUUGUGAACGAGUACACGGACAAAUACGUCAGCGCCUGCGGCAAGGAUCCGCUCACAGAACAUGCAGCCUACGAACAGAUGGCACUCUUUGCCUCCGCUCUUGCUUUCUCUUGGAGCAAGUGGAACUCUAAAUGUGGCGCUGAGCGUCUGGUCUUGCAGGUGUGUGAGCAUCUCAGCCCUGCCCCUGUUUCCAAGAGCGAGUGGAGUCUCUACCUGCUGGGUGCUCAGAGGAGUCAGAAGCUGGAAAUGACAGAGCGAAGCCAGGCUUUCUCUCCUGACCAUUACCCCGGCAGUGACUUUCACUCCACCUUCAUCCACAUGCUCCAGGACGACAUGAGCACUGACGGCCUUGCUAGGACCAGAGAAUCCAGUUAUCUGUUCGUAGACACCGUACAGAGCCUUCUGUGCUCCACCAGACCCCUGAUGUAUUCAUAGUCUGUAUGAAACUAUUUUUCUUUUUUUUUUUUUUUAAUUAAAGCCAUUAUAAAUACC